Dermochelys coriacea (leatherback sea turtle) is the source of this 1229-nucleotide messenger RNA. RefSeq names its product nuclear receptor 2C2 associated protein (gene NR2C2AP). The record is from RefSeq and is a predicted model, not a curated record. Lineage: Eukaryota; Metazoa; Chordata; Testudines; Dermochelyidae. The transcript is spliced from 6 exons. Bases 334 to 756 code for a protein of 140 amino acids.
CCCCGGCAGCCCCAGGAAGCAGUUCAGGGCUUCCUGAGCAGCCCCGCCCCGGCCGGCCCGCGCCUCCCUCCGGUAGCCGGCCCAUCUCCCCGGGGCGCACGGCGAGGGCGCAGCCCGCAGCGCGCUCGGGAGCCGGGGACCCGGGUUCUGUGACGUUAACAGAGCAGCAAACAGAGCAGGGCAGAGAACGGAUCCUCUUUCCCCUCUGAACUCCGCAGCUCUGCUGCGGCCCCAUUACCAGGCGCCCCUGCAUCGCAGGCUGUACCUGGGUGCUUUGGCACCGAACCUCAUCAGUGGCAUGUGCUGGAGAGGAGCAAUACUUCCAGCAGCGCCAUGCCCACGGCACCCUUGAUCUGCAGUGAGACUGUGAGCAGAGUGAGCUCCGUGCUCAACCGAGACUCCAAGCAGUUCGGGAAGAAGCACAUGUUUGACGCGAGCGAGGAGACCUGCUGGAACUCGGACCAGGGCUCCUCCCAGUGGGUGAUGCUGGAAUUUCCACAGACUGUCAAGGUUUCCCAACUCCAGAUUCAGUUCCAGGGUGGAUUUGCAAGCCAGCUGUGUACACUGGAAGGUGGCAGAAAAGGUGAAGAACUUGUGAGGAUAUCAGACUUCUACCCUGAAGACAUCAAUGCCCUGCAGAGCUUCAGGACAGAAGAAACAAAGCUGGAUAAAUUGAAAAUCACCUUUGAGAACAGCACAGAUUUCUUUGGGAGAAUCAUCGUGUAUCACCUCAGCGUUCUUGGGGAAAAGCUCUAACUUGGGACAGGAAUGGCAGAACUGCAGCCCAUUACUCCGAGUGGGUUUGUUCCCCUUGUGUUUGAUCAACUGGCACUCUGUCUUCCCACCCUGUCCGAUAGAGCCCAGUGGCAUGAACUGGCACGAAGUGGCAUAUUUGUCUUGGCAGACAGCACCUCUUAUGAGGGAGGAGAGAUGCCAGACUUGUUCUGCAAUUGAAAUGUAGCCACUUGGAAGUAAACCAGGGAACGCUCAGACAGAAAACAGCCCUGGGCAUUAACAGAACAAGGCUGGGAUCCUGCCCCCUCCCCACCCAGCUGUGGCCUCUCAGGGGAUCUAAAGCCCCUGGGCGCACACCAUGGCGCUCAUGGGCUGCCAGCAUAGUGCAGACCAGUGCAUGACAAUCCACAUGCUGUAAUCUAGUGGCUUGUCACGUGGUGAAGCUCAUGUUUAAUGGCUGAAUAAAUGCUUCCCGCCUCCCGGACCACACUGGA